Penicillium mononematosum is the source of this 816-nucleotide messenger RNA. RefSeq names its product putative L-cystine transporter. The transcript is spliced from 2 exons. Gene Ontology annotation, biological process: L-cystine transport. Gene Ontology annotation, molecular function: L-cystine transmembrane transporter activity. Gene Ontology annotation, cellular component: vacuolar membrane; fungal-type vacuole. Lineage: Eukaryota; Fungi; Ascomycota; Eurotiomycetes; Eurotiales; Aspergillaceae. The coding region runs from base 1 to 816 and encodes 271 amino acids. The record is from RefSeq and is a predicted model, not a curated record.
AUGAAUGACACCUGGACAGAAAGCAUCUCUCAAAUCCUGGGCUGGGGCUAUUUCGUCCUGUGGUCACUGUCAUUCUAUCCGCAAGUCCUGCAGAACCACGGCCGCCGCUCAACAGACGGCUUCUCUAUUGACUUUGCUCUGCUCAACGUGCUCGGACUAUCUGCGUACACCGUUUUCAACGCGUGCUUCCUCUUUUCCCCGGUUGUGCGCGCUCAGUAUGCCCAGCGACAUCCGCAGAGCCCUGAACCAACCGUCCAAUGGAACGAUUUCGUCUACGCCCUUCACGGGGCACUGAUCUGUUGCUGGACCAGCAGCCACUUCCUAUGUGCACGGUUUUGGAACUUUAAUUCCAAGCAGCAGCGGGCGAGUACGCUAGCUCUCGUGCUCUUUUGGGGCUGCCUGGGGGUGGUCCCUCUGACCGUUCUGUGGGUUAUGGUGUCGAUGUCUUGGGAAUGGAUUGAUGUGGUGUACGUGGUCGGCAUGAUCAAGGUGUUCCUCACGGCCGUCAAAUACACACCCCAGGCAGCGAUGAAUUAUCGGCGGCAGUCAACAACUGGGUUUUCCAUCGGGGCAAUCUUGCUAGAUCUGUCCGGUGCGGUUCUGUCGCUGAUGCAGCUGGUGCUGGAUUCCUCGUUGCAGGCGGACUGGUCGGGCGCCGUUGGCAACAUUGCCAAACUCCUGCUGGGCAACAUCAGCGUUCUAUUUGAUCUAAUCUUCAUCUUUCAGCACUUUGGCCUGUAUCGCGAACGAUUGGCAGAGAAUAAGCCAGGACUAUCAGUGCGCGAUCCUCUUCUAGAUAGCAGGAAUGAGGCAUAG